This is a messenger RNA of Babesia microti strain RI, 654 nucleotides long. RefSeq lists its product as hypothetical. Gene Ontology annotation, biological process: translation. Gene Ontology annotation, cellular component: ribosome; mitochondrial large ribosomal subunit. The transcript has a single exon. The record is from RefSeq and is a predicted model, not a curated record. Gene Ontology annotation, molecular function: structural constituent of ribosome. NCBI's taxonomy places the organism in Eukaryota, Apicomplexa, Aconoidasida, Piroplasmida, Babesiidae. The coding region runs from base 1 to 654 and encodes 217 amino acids.
AUGUGUAGUGGAUUUUUUGGGUUAAAUAUCCCCCAAAAUUUUUCAUCUUCUAAAUACACACAACUCUCAGCUAUAACGAUUUUCACACAAUUAUUUUUGCAGAAAAGAUCAAAAACUGUAAGAGUAUCUGCUUAUAGACGUCCACCGCGUGCUUCACCUACUGGCCAAAGUAGGAAGGCACAUAUUGGUAUUAAGCGCCUUCCAGCAGAGUAUGUCAUGGAAGGUCAAUUGUUGGUUAAACAAAGAAUCCCUAUCACUAUGAAUCCGAACUCAAAAAGAAAUAGGCACUUCAAGCUAUACCCUGGGGAGAAUGUAGGUGUUACUAAGACUAGUAGUCUAGUUGCCCUGGGCAAUGGUAGAGUAAAGAUAAAUCAUGAUGUGGAAAGGGAUGUCAAAAUUGUGAAUGUAUUACUCGAAGAGCAAGAGGAGUUGCUGGAAUCUGAUUUAUGGCGCUAUCGGAUGGAGCAUGUUAGGGGGAUUGAAGAGAAUAGAUCAAUUUGUUAUUUACGCAGCAAAUGUGCCAGUUAUUUGGAUUAUAAACUUACAAACCCACCGACUAAACCCCCACCAAGGCCUCAGUUUUUGAGCAAGUUUGACAAGUGGGAGAACUUAUCUAUGCCAGAUGUUAAGAGGUUCACUAACAAACUAUAUUAA